Molecule: messenger RNA, 1344 nt
Organism: Seminavis robusta
Lineage: Eukaryota; Bacillariophyta; Bacillariophyceae; Naviculales; Naviculaceae
Source: the annotation of a GenBank genome assembly
AUGAUGCAAGCAACGUUUGCCAUCUUUAAGAUUCUGUGCUCAGUUCCUCUUCUGCUUCCUUCAGUGGCGGCCACUAACGGCGCUCAUUCCCAUCUCCGAGGAAACGGUCAUUUUAACAGACACCGUCUGGAAGCCAAAAUCGUCGGUGGGCAUGAAGCGCCUUUGAACAGCUACCCAUCAUAUGUGCAGUGGUCAAAUGGAUGCGCGGGUGUCCUGAUACAUGAUGACAUUGUCAUUACUGCCGCCCACUGUGAUUCCGUCACCAACUCCAUUCAGAGGUUCCCCCUUUUUGUUGGUGGUGAUGGAAGAUCCCGCAGUGGGACCAGAAUUCAUGCCACAGCUGCAUUUCGACAUCCUCGUUAUGAUUUGGAACAAUCAUUCUUAUACGAUUUUCUCUUAUUGAAACUGCCUCAUCGGAUUGAUGGAAUUCCUUUUGCACCCUUGAAUGCCAAUCACAGCUACCCAACCAAUGGGAUACCACUGACUGUGGUUGGCCAUGGAAUGCUGGAUUCCGAGGAUUCUAGAAAUGACGCACCAACCAUAUAUCAUGAGGUCACAGUCCCAUACAUUGAAUCAUGCUCUGUGUAUCUUCAUCAAGUACAAUCAGAGGUCCAAUUCUGUGCUGGAGACAUGCCUUUUGGUGGCCGUGAUGCUUGUUUGGGUGACUCUGGAAGUGGGAUCUUUGAUGAUGAAGGACUUCUGGUGGGCUUGGUCAGCUGGGGUAUUGGCUGUGCCAGGCCUCGUAAACCAGGGGUCUAUGCUCGGAUAUCAGCUGUGGAACGAUGGAUAGCGCACAUGAUUUGCCAAGAAAGUUCAUAUCAACCCGCACAUUGCACCAAUGUUCAAGUUAGCCUUACUGUGGAUGAUUACCCUGAACAGAUUGGUCUGGCUCUUUUGGACUAUGACAGCACUAGCACCCCAGAAUCAGUUGUCAUCCCUGCAGGAAGUAUAAUUGCCAAUCCACAACAAACUCUUCGCUAUACAUUCUCAGUUCCUAAGGGACGCAACUACCUUCUCCAGGUUGAAGACACUGGCCAAAAUGGAUUUUGCUGUGAGGAUGGAGCAGGAGAAGUAACCAUCCGAGACAGGCAAUUCAGAUAUCACCUGAGUGGUUUGUUUCAGAGUCGAUAUGCAUCAGUCUUACUUCCAGAGGUUGGAGGCAGUGAACAAGACGAUGAGGAAACUGAAUCAAACGAAGAUGAGGAAGCAGCGGAAAGACUACACGAAGCAAACCUUGCGAUGAUCUUGCGCUCGAAAGGGAAUGGACACGGAAGAGAACAAGACUAUGAGACAAGACCGAUUUGGCCGACAAGACCUACAAUAUCAUCCUCGAAGGCACCAUGA